Messenger RNA from Raphanus sativus (radish), 1961 nucleotides. RefSeq lists its product as uncharacterized. NCBI's taxonomy places the organism in Eukaryota, Viridiplantae, Streptophyta, Magnoliopsida, Brassicales, Brassicaceae. Gene Ontology annotation, biological process: regulatory ncRNA-mediated gene silencing. The transcript has 3 exons. The record is from RefSeq and is a predicted model, not a curated record. The coding region runs from base 161 to 1690 and encodes 509 amino acids.
UUUUUUUGAUCAACAACGACUCUCUAACCUAUUUUACGGUUUUACCUAUUAAAAAUCCUCGAGUCAGGUUUCAUUCUUCCAUAGAAGAUCAGAUAGAAUCGAUAGUUGCUUGAAGGUAAAGAAUCAAGAUCCACGAACCUCGUCUUCGCAGCAAUUGAGGAUGGUCGGAGGCAAUAACGCCAAGUCAACGCCGCAAAAGCCUCCACCAACAACGUCCUCCGCUCCCACCUCCGCCGCCGCCGCCCCUUCUUCUUCCCAUCACCGUAAAUCUCGUUGGGGUUCAAACAACAACGAUGGUGGUGGAAGCAGUAAGACCAAGCCGAAAAUCCCCGAUAAGAAACUCACGAAUCCUCCUCCGAACCCUAGCCAAUCCCGUCCCAAUCCAACACCUUCCUCUUCAUCAUCGCGUCCCGCUUUACCCGCGCCCGCUCAAUUCGCUUUCCCAGAUCCGUCGUCGGCGGCGGCGCUCGGCGCACCUCCCGCGCCGACUUACGGGUUCCAUAUGCUCGAGCGUCGCACCAUCGUCCUCGUUGACGGGAGCGUCCGAUCGUACUUCGCGCUUCCUCCUAAUUACCGUGAUUUCCCUCCCAAACCACCCCGUCUCCCCGAUCCGGCUGCUAAUAAUAGAUUCAUCGGAUCCGAGUUCGGUAGAUUCCCUCCUGAGUUCAGAGAUCAGAGGCAGUGGGAUCGUCCCGAAGGCUCGAUGAAACGGAAACAUCCAGGGGAAGAGGAGAUUGAUAGAGAUGAAUUGCUGAGACAAAGACAGCAGUUUAUGCGGUUUGCUGCGAAUCCUAAUGAUCAGUCAUCGUUUAUGGCGGCUGGUACGAGUAGAGAAGAUGCUAGAGCGGCUAAGCAUAUGCGGGUGGUAGGAUCUAGCAGGGAUGAGAAUGGAGGUCAGGUCGAUCAGGUUGCGUUCAAGAAAGCGUUUCUUGAUUUGGUUAAGCGGAUUUACGAGGACCCCUUGGAGAAGAAGAGCUACUUGGAGAACGGCAGGAAAGGGCGGCUUCAGUGUCUCGUCUGUGGCAGGUCUCCUAAAGACGUCCAGGAUACACAUGGUUUGGUAAUGCACACAUACUAUUGCGAUGAUGCUAGCUCACGUGUGCAUCACUUAGGCCUACACAAAGCUUUAUGUGUAUUGAUGGGAUGGAAUUUCUCAAAGCCCCCUGAUAAUUCGAAGGCAUACCAGAAUCUACCUGCGGAAAUGGUAGCAAUCAAUCAAGACGAGCUGAUUCUAUGGCCACCUCAUAUUAUUGUUCACAAUACUAGUACAGGGAAGGGUAAAGAUGGGCGUAUGGAAGGUCUUGGAAGCAAAAGAAUGGAUGACAGAAUUAGAGAGCUAAAAUUCAACGUUUGGAAAUCAAGGGCACUGUAUGGAAGAGACGGUCAUUUGGGAAUCACCCUCUUUAAGUUUGCGGGAGAUGAUUCAGGGCUCAGGGAAGCUUUGAGAGUGGCUGAAUACUUUGAGAAGACGAACCGUGGGCGUAAAAGUUGGGCCGGGUUACAGCCAUUUACUCCAAGCAAUGAUGAUGAGAAAAACCCUAGUCUUAUGGAAGUUGAUGGUAAGACAGGUGAGAAAAGGAGGGUCCUUUAUGGUUAUCUGGCGACCGUAAAAGACUUGGACAAAGUCGAUAUGGAGACAAAGAAGAAGACCACAAUCGAGAGCCUAAGAGAACUCGCAGGAUCAAAGUGAAUUUACAGGUCUCCUCCAGAAGGUACACUUUAAUUUCAGGGUAUUUAUUACCUACUGAAUCUGUAUGUUAGUCAUAAGCGAAGUUUUAGUUUGUUUUUUUUAAUUAUCAUUUGAAUAAAUUUCUUGGUUCUCUUGAUCCUUUGAUUCAGUGAUCACAUUGCAUAUAGACUAAUAUGGGUGUGGGAUGAUAUACUAUACGAGCUUCUGUUUAACAACAGUAAAUUGUGAUUGAUGCUUUUGAGUUUUGAUGUAGCUGUUCAUUUUUAUUUUA